Molecule: messenger RNA, 1683 nt
Organism: Colletotrichum orchidophilum
Lineage: Eukaryota; Fungi; Ascomycota; Sordariomycetes; Glomerellales; Glomerellaceae
Exons: 3
Coding region: 1-1683 (560 amino acids)
Biological process (GO): protein dephosphorylation
Cellular component (GO): cytoplasm; protein phosphatase 4 complex; nucleus
Molecular function (GO): protein phosphatase regulator activity
Source: RefSeq, a predicted model, not a curated record
AUGGAGAUCGAGGUCGACGAAGAUCUCUUGCGGACGGUCGCGACAGGCGGCGAAAUGGACUACGGUCUUUGGCCCGCCCUGUCGCAAGGAAUCAUCUCGAGGCUAGAUAAGAUCGCUCACAAUGAAUUUCCUAUUCCGAACCUACCCACCCCUCCUCCUCAACCCAUUAACGCGCCAGGCCAACAACCGCGACUCCUCUCGCCGCUCCCCUCAUCCUCCAUCGAUGCCGCCAGCAGCCGGCCGUCAUCACAGGAUGCCGACAAAGAGAACAGCCAACCAAACGAAGCCGCGCCGUCCAAGGUCCCCGUCGAAAGUGGCGCUGACGCUGACGCAGCUGUCGCGGAUGCGCCGCCUGCCACCGUCUUGGGAUCUCUCCCCGCUCAGAUCGAAGCCAUGCUCGUCGAGAUCAACUCUGUUCUGUCCACCUUCCCAAAGUACCCGCCGCACACGAUCCAGCGCCUCGCCGAGCUCGUCCUCGAGCCGCGCCGCCACUACCGCCACCUGGCAUCCUACCUUCAUGCUGUCGACCGCGUUGUUCACGUCACCAGCGGCGCAAACACUUACCCACUCCCGCCAGCCAUACCCGACAUGUCCACCAUGACCUUGCUCUCCAACGGCAGCGCAAACGGCCAGGAGGCUAACAAUCCAGCGGCCUCGGUCGCCUGGAGCAACUCGACGAACUCGGUGGCCUCGACCGUCGGAACCGACGAAGCCCUCGGCGGCGCUUUACUAACCCCGAUCCCAUGGCUCACACGCCGCCCGAGUCCCGUUUCCUCCUCGCCGGCCUCCUCCAAUGGGGGUGGGCCGGCCGAGAUCCGUACCGAGUCGACAGAGACUAUUGACGGCCCCAACGGCGUCGGAAGCAUCGAGACUGUCAGUGUCAGCGUUAAUGGCAUACCGUCCAUGGGUGCCAGCAGCAGCAACCGCGCGAUAACACAAGGUGAGUUACUGCGACAAGAGCAGGAGCAGGGCGUCGUUCCAGUCAACCAACUCGUGCGACAAGCAGAAGAAGCACAACACGCCGCCGCCCUGCGAAGCGGGGACGGUGGCAGAGCCAGCAGCCCCGAGAAGCAGCAGCAGGGUGACGAGCAGCAGCAAUCUCAUGAAGCUGCCGGCGCUGCUGCCGCUGCUGAAGACGAGAAUGAGGCGCCGCACGCUCGCGGACCUGAGGAAAUUGGCGUCGGCGAUCUCGGCCCCCAAAGCGAGACGACGAGCUUUGUGAGCGGCGGGCCAGGCCUUGAUAUGCAAGGCAUCGAUGUCGAGGCUGCGGUGGGCAGGAAAGCUGAGCAGGCUCACGCCACGCCUCCUCCCGAGGGCGUCAAGGAGGAGGGUGCCGCGGCGGAGCAAGCGACAGCCGAUGCCGUUGUUGACGAUGCGGCAUCCGAUACGAAUGUCACGUCGCAUCCGAAGCGUGACGCAGACGAGGAACUCGACGGCCUCGCAACCAAGAAGGUCAAGGAGCACGAGGGUGACGUGGUGGGCGAAGCAACGGAUGCUACAACCACCUCGCCCAAGAAGGAAGACACCAAGGAAGAUAAUGUAGAGAAGACUAGGUCCAGUGAGGCUGGGUUGGAGGAAGGCAAAGAUCAGGGGACUGAGGCUAAGAAGGAUGAUGCGACUGCCGAGACUACGGCGGAGGCUACGGCGGAGGCGGAGGCCGCCGCCAAAGCAGAGAGUGCUUAG